Messenger RNA from Puccinia triticina, 2640 nucleotides. RefSeq lists its product as uncharacterized. Gene Ontology annotation, cellular component: gamma-tubulin small complex; equatorial microtubule organizing center; centrosome. Gene Ontology annotation, biological process: mitotic cell cycle; cytoplasmic microtubule organization; spindle assembly. The coding region runs from base 1 to 2640 and encodes 879 amino acids. Gene Ontology annotation, molecular function: microtubule minus-end binding; gamma-tubulin binding. Lineage: Eukaryota; Fungi; Basidiomycota; Pucciniomycetes; Pucciniales; Pucciniaceae. The record is from RefSeq and is a predicted model, not a curated record. The transcript is spliced from 9 exons.
AUGGCCACCCCCAAGGCACUCCUCGAGCUCAUCCGGCGCACCGCCCCCGGCCAGACCGCCCAGGCCGAGCACCACCAGCGCACACUCGCCGAACCAGCACAGCCAGCCCCAGCAGACAUCAUCCAGCAGAUCACAAAACAGCUCCCUCCCAGCAGCCACCAGCACUUCACCUCCCUCCUCACCCGACUCAGCCCCCUCCCCCUCCCACGCGAAAAACCAGCCAUCCUCACAUUCCUACUCGCACUCACGAACCACCAACAACCACCACCACCACCACCACCACCACCACCCACCCUCGACGCCCUGCCCCAGCCAGACCCCGCCCGCCCAUCCGCCGCCCACAAGCUCAGGCUGUACCGCGCCCAGCAUGGCUUCCCCGCCCAUCUGCCCGAACACCUCCUGCUCAGGGACAUGGUCUACCUGCUCCAGGGCAUCGACGGCCGGCACAUCCACUUCAAGGCCUCCAACCCCCACGACGAGAGCUGGGAGGAGGGCGGGAUCGGCUUCCUCGAGCCCGCCGACCGCCAGCUCAUCAUCCCCCUCCCCCAGCGGGACCUCCUCCUCAAGCUCUCCGAGCUCGGCUGGCUCUACACCAAGAUCCGCGCCGCCACCGACCACCCGCCCCCGCCGGAGAGCACCAGCACCCCGGGCACCGUCCAGCAGGCCUUCGCCUUCGCACUCACCGAGGAACUCGCCCUCUACUACCGCGCCAUCGCCAUCAUCCAGUCCCACCUAACCGCCCAGCCGACCACCACCACCCUCUCCGCCAAGGCACUCCUCCUCCACCUCGCCCCCACCGUCCUCAGGCUCAGGAUGGCCGCCGCACUCAUCUCCGCCACCAAGCACACCCGUGGGGGGCAGAUGAUCUCCGUGCUCCACUCCUACACCCACCACGGCGACCCCCUCGUCCACCUCUUCACCUCCAACCUGCUCGACAAGGUCUCCGUCCCCUGGUUCAACACCCUCGUCAGCUGGAUCUGCCACGGCGAACUGCUCGACCCCGCUCAGGAGUUCUUCAUCGCCAGGAACACCGCCUACGCCCCCGAUCACCACUGCCCGGCCGACGGCUGGAACGUCUGGCAGAACAAAUUCAGCUUCCGCAAGGAGAUGGUCCCGAGCUUCAUCAGCGAAGGCUUUGCACGCAAGAUAUUCUCGACGGGCAAAUCCUUGAACUUCAUCAGACACUCCUGCGGGGACUACGAGUGGCACCAGACCCGUCUGAACAUCUCCCAAGCCUCUUCCAAGGCCUCGCUGCACUACAAGGACAUCGCCGGGCUACAGCAGACGAUCGAAUCCACCUACGCCAUCGCCACCCGGCGUCUCUUCAACAUCUUCUUCAUCAAGCUCAAGCUGCUCGACCACUUCAAGGCCGUCAAGGACUAUCUGCUGCUCGGCCGGGGGGACUUCAUCAGUCUGCUCAUCGACUCCCUCGGCCCCAGCCUCAACAGGCCCGCCAACACCCUCUACCGCCACAACCUCACCGCCACCCUCGAGUCCGCCAUCAGAGCUACCAGCGACGAGCGCCUCCUGCUCAACAGACUCGACGUCCGCAUGCUCGAACUCAGCCCCCUCGAGUCCGGCUGGGAGGUCUUCAUGCUCGAGUACAAGACCGAGCGCCCCCUCGACGUCGUCCUCUCCGCCGCCGCCAUGGAGAAGUACAUGCGCAUGUUCAGGGUGCUCUGGAAGAUGAAGCGGCUCGAAUACUCGCUCGACCGCGCCUGGAAGCUCGUCAUCCUCGGCGUCAAUCGCGCCCUCAAACAUCUGCACUUUCUCAGGGACGACUUCCACCGCGCCAGACUGGUGAUCUCCGAGAUGAUCCACUUCAUCCGCCAGCUCCAGUCCUACUGCCACCUCGAAGUCAUCGACUGCGGCUGGCAGGAGUUCGAGAAGAAGCUGAUGAGCGAGGGCGGCGACCUGGACUCGCUCAUCGAGGGCCACUCGGCCUACUUGGACCGGCUGGUCUCCAAGGGCCUGUUGCUCAGCACCCGCGCCGGCAAAGAGAACACGUGCCUCUUGUUGGCUGAGGAAUGCUUCAAAGUGAUCCUCGAGUACAAAGACUCCAUCGACAACCUGUAUGCGUACGGGCUCGCGAGAUCCGCGCGUCUAGAAACGAGCCAGCCGCGAGCGGCCCGGUCCAAGUACGCGAGCAGGGAGGACUCGGACGACGACGCGGGCGCCGCCGGCGACGGCUCGCUCGAUGGGCACGAGGACGCGUCCGCGGGAGACGCGAGCUCCGCUAUCCAGCUCGAGUCUAUCCGGAUCACCCUCGCCAACCAUUCGCGCAGGUUCACCGAGCUCGUCCUCGACCUCAUCUCCGCGCUCUCGACCCAACAAGACUCCGACAUGAAGUUCCUGGCCGUCAGACUCAACUUCUCGCUCUUCUACAUGCGCACCACCAAGGCCUCUUCCAAUCCUGCGACUGCUGCCGGGGGCCCGCCCCCGCCCGCCCAGCCGCCCCCGUCGAGAUCGACGGCCUCCACGAACGCCCAUCUGCGCUCCUCGUCGCAUCUCCAUCGCCCGCUCUCCUCCCAAUACCUCUCGUGUGCGACGUUCUGCGCGUCCACUUUGGCCAUCUCCGCCCUCCUCCCUGCCGGCGGCGCCAACACCGCAAAUGCACACAUCCUGCCACUCUGGCUCUAG